UCCAGUCAGUCGAUAGCCGUCGGGGGCGUCGUUCGCACACACACGCUCGCCUCUCUCUCUCUCUCCUUUUCUUCUCUCCAUUCGGUCAGAGACUUGCCAGUUGUGCUGAUGUUGUUCUCCUCGUCUCGCAAAUUGUCCGACGUAUCCGCGUCUGUUUUUACUCGACUGUGUCUACAAAGCGUUGCGCAAGCAUUUCAACUUUCAUUUGAUUAUUGGCUCGCCGGUCUUCUCGUCCGCGGUUUUACCUGAGUGCAUCAACCGCUUCCGUUAUUGUUUGGCGGGGGGAGAAAUAAGAAAUAACAGAACCGAGUCGACCUAUUUCUAUGUUUCUCUGACGUUUGGUCGGCGUGAACAAUUAAACGAUUCGAAAAGGAGACGAAACUCAAUUGCCGCUAGCGUGCUAGUGUCCGGUGUGAUUUCCUCCUCAAGUGUGUAAAAACACACGACGUGCUGAGCCAUCCGUUUAUGUACCUCUCUUUUCAUUUUGUCCCUCUCCUGGAUUUUUUCUUUCACCUUUUUAACGAACGGUAAUACCGUUGGACAGCAACGAAAAACUGACUCCACCCGGCUCUCUGUGUGUGCGUUCCUCUGUGUGUGUGUAUGUGUGUGUGGGAGAGAGACCUGGUGGGUUUACGGCGUAGUUACUGUGUACGUCCCGACGAUAUCGCCCAUUCACCAGUUCAUCGGCCUUCAGUUUCGUUAAUACACUGUGCCCGUUUUGCGUUUGACGGCGUAGUCUUUCUUCUGAAUGGUGGCAGCCUGUCUUGUUUACUGUCCCGUUUCCGAUGCUCUCCAACUCGAGAGCUGUGUCUACCCCACUUCAACUCUUUGGUGAAAGCGUCACCUAAUUGGCAACUGUCAUCAUCAGCCAACAACAAUUAGUGCGCUAGUGCUCUGUCUCCGAAUUUGUUUAUUCUCGAAAACUCUCUUCCUUCCCACAGCCUCCCCUCCCCCAUUUUUUUCUAAUCCUCCACCUACACCUUCUUACCUCCUGAUUUUCGUUCAUCAGUUUACUAUCGUCACUCCAACGAGGCGGAUAAAUUUUUAUUUUAUUUUUUAAAAACUUUUUUAACUGAGUUGUGCAGCUCCCUAUUGAAUUGUCGCAAAACAGUUAAGUGUUUCCGAGUUUUAGUCGUCUCCGGUAACACCUUCAACUGUCGACCGAACUUUUUGGCUUGACGAGUUUCGACUUGCAUUUGUCAAACUUGACAUCGGACGACUUCACGUACACGACUUGUACCUUGCAUCAAGUUUGAACGAUUUCACGUGCUGUCGAUCCAAUAUACAACAACCCCUUACUUACCAACUAUUCCGAGGCAGGUCGCGUUGACGUUGUCUUGAUCCCCCCAUCAAGACUUUGGCUCGACAGACCAAGGGGCUCUCCAUCAAGUCGGAAUUCGGGACCCGCCCUAUCGUCCGUCUUGUAUCUACAAGCAUCACAUAGUACACACACACACGAUAACGGGACGGACGUCUUUAUUGACAAAUCUUUGGCCCGUUUUCUUUUAAAAUGAGUUAACCUAUAGUCUCAACGAUCUGAUCGCAUCCAAGGGUGUGCACAGUGGCGGGAAACGAGGCGAUCGGUUGGUUCAGUUAUAAUCAACGGGAAAAUGUUAUCUAGAAGCGAAGGUUCGCCAAGUAGCAGAAGUGUCACUGUACGCCAACAGCACUUGACAGCCCAUUGCACAUUAAUUCGUCUACAAAAAAAAAAGAAAAAGAAAUCGAAACGGAGUGUGGGUGAAAGAAAGAGAGGGAUAUUAUCCUGGAUGCCUACCUACGGCGAGGUUAGUCAUCUUUCUGCUCUCUCUACUAGAGAAACCAACAAACCGUUGUUUCAAGUCCAGAAUCCGUGAAAAAGUCGAGUUUUCCAUCGGUGUUGUGUCGAUUAGACAAUUUGCAUCUCCAUUUUCAACUGUCACCUCAACGGAAAAAAAUAAACGAUCCUCCGCCAUGGCCUUAAUAUCGCUACCGAAUGGAGACAGGACGUUUCUUCGUUUAUUGGUGUGGUCGAUGAUGAUCUGUUGCCUCACAGCCGCCUGUCCGGAUUCGUGUACCUGCAAGUGGAAGGGUGGGAAACAGACGGUGGAAUGCGUGAACAAGGGACUUAUUGCUUUGCCUGAAGGCAUGGAUCCUGAGACUCAGGUGCUGGACAUUUCCGGAAGCACUUUACAAAUUCUACACCGGACGUUGUUCCAGCGCUACGGACUGGUCAACCUUCAACGCGUCUACUUGGCUCGCAGUCGGUUGGGACACCUGGACGAUCUCACGUUUCAAGGAUUAACUAAUUUGGUCGAAUUAGAUCUCAGCGACAACAUGCUGACUUCUAUUCCGGUGGCUGCUUUAUCGGAGCUACCUGCCCUAAUGCGACUCUCUCUUGCACGUAAUCCCGUGCGCCGCGUGAGCGCCGACUCGUUCCGCAACCUGCGCUACCUGAUUACGCUAGAACUCAGCCAAUGCCAAAUUGAAGCUGUGGAAGCCGGCGCAUUUGACGGCCUCAAGGCGCUCGAAUGGCUCAAGCUGGACGGUAACGCUCUAGCGAAUAUAGGCGGAUCGGCCGUCCUUCCGCGCUCCUUGCACGGUGUGACGCUACACGACAAUCCAUGGCGAUGUGACUGUCAACUGUCGCAACUAAGAUCGUGGCUGGUCCAGUUCAACAUUCCGCUCUCUAUGGAACCGAAAUGCUCCCAACCUGAGCGACUUGCUAGCCGUCUAGUCAAGUCGCUCGAUCCCAUGGACUUUGCCUGUGCUCCGCAAAUUUCAUCAUCCGUCACUAUCCUUGAGGUAUCGUUCGGUGACAACGUGACGCUCAGUUGUCACGUGACUGGUGAUCCGGAUCCUCGCGUCUCUUGGUUCCAUAACGGACAGAAAAUUACGGCUACGUCUAGUAGUACAGCGCUUUACUCUUCCGCCAACGAAACGGAAGUUGCCGAAACGAGCUUCUACUACACCUUCAUUGGCGUUGACGGAUCAGACAGUCAACGCAGCGUCUUGAACAUCGUCAACGCCACAACCAAGGAGAACGGAUCGUACGUUUGCGCGGCCGAGAAUCGCGCCGGAUCGGCCCGCAAUAAUUUUACUUUGCUUGUCCUGCCACUGCCGACUCUACCUCCUCCACCGGGCAGUAUCGAAUACGUCAUCACAGUGGGAGGAGUGGUAGCCGCCAUCGUUAUAACGAUGGUUGUUAUCGUUAUAGCCGUGGCCGUUCGUUGCUGUUGUUGUCGUCGUCGUAGUCAUCGGACGCGCGACAAGACCGCGAAUAAUAUUGCAUCUAUUGGUGGUGUAGGAGACUCAGCCAAAACUAAGAGCAACUCCAGCCUUUCUCCAGAGUUGCCACCACGUCCAAUCCAGAUGUUGCCAUCGUCAUCCAACAUUGGCAAUAAAGGCGAUAACGGCUAUACCAUGGGAGUCCCGUUGCCCGGCGGAGGGAGGGUAGGAGGAGCAGGACGCGAAUAUCACUCAACCGCUCUUGACAGCUCGCUAGAUCAAAGUCCGGAUUUGAUCAACGAUACAACGGCUACCGCCAAGUGGAAAGAACAGAACGCACAAGCCGUCUCGUUGGACGAUGGCCAGUUUUCACCGACUUUGUAUGCCAGUAGCGCAGCAUCCCCGUCCAACGUCAAUGCAAGUCAAUACUACCCAUGUUCUGUUCCGCAGUUGUCGACAAUUAGCGAGGCCGUCCUCCAGCAACAUCAGCAGCACUUUUACCCUGCUCAAUGCUCGACUAAUGUCUACAACAGUUCUAGCAGUUUGGCUGUUCUAAAUCCCGCUGGAUACCUGGUACCAAUGUCUAUGCCUGGUCUACCAUUAGUGGAUGCUGAAGGGUUUCCCAUCGACUACGGUCUACCGCGACCCAGUCGACCGACUCGGCCGACCCAGACUCACGUCCGAUUUGCUGAUCCACCGUCGGUGAGCGUACGCCAUUAUGAGAAUUACGUCGUGGAUGGCGAUAAUCUACAAGAAGCGACCAUGGAGAACUUUUUACCUGACCGCAAGUAUCCCGACUCAUACGAUCCAUUGCCCAGUAGCCCAUUGAAUUGCAGCCAUCAUUCGGAAAUCCGUUACCCUUCGGAACGCUAUCCGCAGAAUUUCUCUCCACCUUCUUUCCCUACUGGUUAUAACGCAACUGGUAACUACGAAGAGAUCAUCGCCGCCCCACCAUCCGGCUAUGCUGGACAUCAAAACCACCAACACCAGCAUCAGCAACAAGAAUACAUGUACCCACCGCCUGGUCAAAUGAUGAAGCCUAACUCGUCGACGAGUAUCGAAAGCUCUGAGAAUUCGACUCUUACAUUGACAGGUGGUGCCCCGUCAUCACCUUUAGAUGUCAGCAUCAACGAUGCAUCCUCCUCCUCGCCGGGAUUCCUGUGUUCGUCGACCUUACAGCGACAACCGCACGAAUCUCCUGACGAAGGAUAUGAAGACGAAGGGAUUGAUGGCACUGAAAUAUGAAUCCCGCAAUGUUUAAAAGACAUACAAAUGUAAAGGGUCAGACAAAGUGGCAGCCAUUGUUUUUAUUUUUUACAUAUACUGUACUAGUAAUUCAUUCUGUGGAGCCAAUCGAAUAAUCUUCUUUAUAUGUAUGCUGUUCGUCGUGUCUUCAGCUAUGUGACUUUGCGCUAAAUUUGUCCUGAAAUUGCCUAUAAUAUGAGUUGAAAACCUAUACAAUGAAAUCGGUUUUCGUUGAUGAUGUAUAAUUUACAAACUAACUCUUUUUUUUAUUUACAAAUUAAUUCUCGUUGCAUUAUUCUAAUUGUUUUAUCGUUUGCGCAGUGCGCCUGUCGUCAAUGAACGUCUUUCUUUGAUGUCCUCCUGUACUCUCCCCCCCCCACGAAAAAAAAUGGAAGAACAGGAAAAAAAAAUUUAAGCACAUAAGGAAAGAAAAAAACAAUGAUGAGCAUCAUCGUUGAUUUUACGUAUCUGUUGUUACUUGCGCAAUUAAUACUUACAUAGCUGAGGUUGUAUCCAGGUGACGGUACAUAGCUGUCUAUUAUUUGGAUGAACACGGUUAUGGAACUUCACAUGAGAAUGCAUGCGAACUGAUUUUUGUAUGUACAUAUUUUAAUAUACACGAUGCAAAAAUGGUUUAUAUGUAACCGAGCAAGAAGAAUAUAAAACAUGGAUUUCUUUACCA
Molecule: messenger RNA, 5131 nt
Organism: Daphnia magna
Lineage: Eukaryota; Metazoa; Arthropoda; Branchiopoda; Diplostraca; Daphniidae
Product: amphoterin-induced protein 3
Exons: 4
Coding region: 1951-4449 (832 amino acids)
Molecular function (GO): protein binding
Source: RefSeq, a predicted model, not a curated record